This is a messenger RNA of Dicrocoelium dendriticum, 2218 nucleotides long. The record is from the annotation of a GenBank genome assembly. NCBI's taxonomy places the organism in Eukaryota, Metazoa, Platyhelminthes, Trematoda, Plagiorchiida, Dicrocoeliidae.
AUGGGUAUUUCAGCGUUCAAGUUCUACUGGGUUCCACUGGCCCCUGGUGUGAAACGAAGCGAUCAUCAGGUUCGCGUUGCUCAUCAGGUCGCUGCCUGUUUCACCAUACCGAACCCACAAAACUAUGCGAAGGGGGAGGAAUUACACUCUUGUAUGGAGGCCGAGGUGUGCUGUGAACAGUCCACUUCUAAUCGUAGUCGGAACCAUGCAGAGCACUAUGUGUUCAUUCGCGUUCCAUAUUCAAUGUUGAAACAGUGCGCCGUUUCUCUUCGUCCGGAUCUGAAAGACGACGAACGCACACUCGACGAAGCCAUCAGCUCCUUGACACCGGGUCAAUUAGCCUGGUUAUCGGAACUGACCCUUCGGUCGUAUGCAGUUAAUGGCGACGAAUUCUCGAAGCUGCUUCGCUUGAUCUGCCACUCUUCAUCUGAUUCGAUCGAUACCACAUCAGCACGCCCUAACCUAUUCGCUCUUCAGCAGUUGGGUGUAAUCUCCGAAGUCGCAUUGUCCCAUAAUCAGGCAUUGCGGCGGCAACUUUGGCGCGAUACUUAUGGCACCUGCAGCUGGUAUCCCAAUGCGGAUGCUUUGCGUGUUUAUUUUGGCGAUUCCGUUGGAUUCUAUUUCACUUGGAUGCGAACCUACUCCUUGUUCUUACUGGCUCCUACUGUCAUGGGGGUCGUGUGUUAUCUAGUCUGUAGUCUGGUUUCUCUUCUCAGCGAUGGUGUGAUCGAUACUGACGAUCCGAGCGUGUUCUCCUCAUCCGCCUCUCCUUGGUUGAUUCUUGUACACUCGUGCUUCACGCUGUUCACAAUACUUUGGGCACUGGUUUGCACCAAACUAUGGUCCAGACAAUAUUCCGUGUUGGUAGAGCAUUGGUCUGGCAACCCUUUGCUUGAAAGGAUAACCAACGAUAUGGCCUGGAUGUUUACCGCGUUGGACAAACGUCCACAAUAUCGUGGUGAAUUGCAACGCAGCCGUAUCACUGGACGCAUGGAGGUACAUUUUCCAGCACGCAAACGACGUUUACGCUAUUUGGUGUCCACAGUGGUUAUUUUGACGUGUCUUCUCCUCGCCGGCUUUGUACAUGUGCUCCUGCUGAAUCUUGAAGGUUACGUGACCGAAGCGAGGUCGCCUCUACUCUACUUUGUCCACGUUGGGUCGUACGCACAACAAGGGGCAGUUUUCGACCCUUCAGGUUCCGGUGUCCUUCCGUAUUUGCCGGGGAUUUUUCAUUCCCUUCUACUGUUUGUGAUGAAUCAGAUCAUCUUCUAUCAGAUUGCCCAAGCACUCACAGAAUUCGAAAAUCAUGAGGGGAACGAGGCGUACAAUCGUGCGUUCGUAGUUAAACGCUUCUUCUUUGAGGCUCUCGAUGCGUACGGUUGUCUGGCUUACCUCGGUUUUGUCCUGGCGGAUCGAGAAGCUCUACAAUCUCUUCUUCUGACGAUGCUCAUCACUGACUGUGCUCGCCGGUUUUGUCUAGAAUGUUUGAUUCCUUUUGUGAUUUAUCGAAUUCGUCUGUUGCAAGCGAGUCGUGACAUUGCGAAGGAAAAACGGGGGGCGGAUCAUGCUGGCGACGUUUCAGAGACCAACAACGACUCGCACAUCCCACUUAAUAAAGACUUGUGUGCAGAUGUCUACGAGCCGUUCGACGAUUAUCUCGAAAUGGUCUUACAGCACGGCUACCUUGUAACAUUCGCCUAUGUGUGUCCAAUGCUGGCCCCAUCAGUCGCAUUCCUAUCUACCUUCGUGGAGUGUCACUCGGAUGCGUUGAAAAUGCUUCUUGUCGUCAGGCGGCCUCUUGCUCGCCCUAUUCUUCGACGAACUUUCAUUUGGUUGGCUUUGUUAGCCGCCCAAGCCUGGUUGUCCAUACCCACUAAUGUCGGCCUGUUUAUCGCUUCGCUACACACUUCAUCAGAGGAUUUAGGUGUCUCUUUUGGCCUGUUAUACCUGCUUUUAGAGCAUGGAUUAGUUCUUGUUGGUUUGGCCAUCCAUUUCUUCAUCUCAGAUGUUCCAGUUGACGUUCGAGCAGCGCGACAUGCUCGCGAGCUGAAACGAAAUAAGAUGUUUUAACCGGAGACAACAAACCUCUCCUGAGUGCCCAUCCCUGUCUCUGUGAUCACUAUUUACCAGUGCCCUUGAUCAUGAUUUCCUUGCUCCAAUCUGUCUCGGAACUUUGUCGCUUUCUACAAAUUCCCCACAAUAUCCCAUUUGUUUUCGA